This is a messenger RNA of Staurois parvus, 486 nucleotides long. The record is from the annotation of a GenBank genome assembly. Lineage: Eukaryota; Metazoa; Chordata; Amphibia; Anura; Ranidae.
AUGGGCCCCUAUAUACCGCCUCCUCAUGCUGCUGCCAGGCCCCUAAUCUGCCAUGGGCCCCUAUACCGCCCUCCUCAUGCUGCUGCCAGGCCCCUAAUCUGCCAUGGGCCCCUAUAUACCGCCUCCUCAUGCUGCUGCCAAGUCCAGAGUCUGUCAUGGGUCCCUGUACGGCCUCCCAUUGCUGCUGUCUCCAUCGCCACACUCUGCCAUGUGCCACUUUCAGGUCUCCUCACACUGCUGGUGUGUUCCAAUUUUUUGAAUAGGGUGCUGGCAGAUUACGGGCCUCCCAUAGCUGCUGCCAGGCCCCUAAUCUGCCAUGGGCCCCUAUAUACCGCCUCCUCAUGCUGCUGCCAAGUCCAGAGUCUGUCAUGGGUCCCUGUACGGCCUCCCAUUGCUGCUGUCUCCAUCGCCACACUCUGCCAUGUGCCACUUUCAGGUCUCCUCACACACUGCUGGUGUGUUUGAAUUUUUUGACAUAGGGUGCUG